Molecule: messenger RNA, 1825 nt
Organism: Pseudophryne corroboree (corroboree frog)
Lineage: Eukaryota; Metazoa; Chordata; Amphibia; Anura; Myobatrachidae
Gene: SFXN2
Product: sideroflexin 2
Exons: 12
Coding region: 249-1217 (322 amino acids)
Biological process (GO): serine import into mitochondrion; monoatomic ion transport
Cellular component (GO): mitochondrial inner membrane
Molecular function (GO): monoatomic ion transmembrane transporter activity
Source: RefSeq, a predicted model, not a curated record
ACACACAUUCCUCUCCGUCCAUACUUGAAACUGGAACGGCAUUGCGCACGCGCGAAACUUGCUGCGUUAAAGCUCUGCUGCCAAAAAGUUUGGGCGGAACCUAGUUCUGACGUUUCAUUGGUUGGAGCGGGCAUCUGCUGCCUUGUGAUUGGUCAUCGCGCUCGUAGUAGCUAUCGUGGACGGAAGCAGUGAGUGAAUGAGGGCUGCAUGGUGAGUUACAGCAGGAGCUGGGCUGCAGAUCGUAAAAUAUGAAGGCUGAAAUUUCCAAUUUUAACAUUGAUGCCCCAAGAUGGGAUCAGAGUACAUUCACGGGCAGGUUGAAGCACUUUUUCAAUAUUACGGAUCCCAGGACUGCAGUUGUGUCCGAGGAAGAACUAGACAGAGCAAAAGUGCUUGUGGAGGCAUGCAGAGCAGGUGGCACUCCACCAGGCACCAGCAUUGAGCAACUGCACUAUGCCAAGAAACUGUAUGAUUCUGCUUUCCACCCUGACACCGGGGAUAAGAUGAACCUGAUCGGCAGAAUGUCCUUCCAGGUCCCAGGAGGAAUGGCAAUUACCGGCUGCAUGUUACAGUUUUACAGGACCGUUCCCGCGGUAGUGUUUUGGCAGUGGGUUAAUCAGUCAUUUAAUGCACUUGUAAACUACACCAACCGUAACGCAGCUUCUCCCAUCACACCUGGUCAGAUUGGCGUUGCAUAUUUGACGGCUACUAGUACUGCUCUGGCCACUGCGGUGGGACUUAACCUCUACACCAAGAAAGCUCCGCCACUGAUUGCUCGUUGGGUUCCCUUUGCUGCUGUGGCUUCCGCCAAUUGCGUGAACAUUCCUAUGAUGAGACAGCAGGAAAUUCUUAGCGGUAUCGCAGUUACUGACGAAAAUGAUAAUAAGCUCGGCCAGUCCAGGAAAGCUGCUAUAAAGGGUAUUGGCCAGGUGGUAGCCUCCAGAAUUGCCAUGGCUGCCCCUGGGAUGAUACUCCUGCCAAUUCUGAUGCAGAAACUGGAGUCGUUUCCCUUUAUGAAAAAAAUCCAUUUUCUUCACGCUCCCCUGCAAGUGACAUUAGCUGGUGGUUUCUUACUGUUCAUGGUUCCUGUCGCCUGUUCAUUGUUUCCACAGCGAUGUUCCAUGGCUGUGAGCAAUCUGGAACCAGAGCUUCGAGAUUCCAUCCGGAACCAAUAUGGAGACAAAAUUCAAUAUGUUUAUUUUAACAAAGGCUUAUGAGCGAGGGGGGCACAGACUUUGACACUAAACCCAGAAGCCAGCUGUAUCCACAACCAAAAAUAAUCAUCUUCUCUGACCACUGAGUGAAGGCUGUGCACAUUUUAAGAAAAAUAUAUAAUUUUUUUCUAAAAUAAGCUAAAAUCCGAGGAAGAGGCUCCUUUUAAGUGUCUGGCAUCCUCACCAACAAUGUAUGAGCCAUUGUUCUUAACAACUGGUAACAUGACUGAUUUGUCUUGCGGCACAUAGCCUCCAAGUGUUCCUACGUGCUAUGGUACACUGUCUAAGCAGGCCUGGAGAUAAUGAUUUAUUGAUACAAUGAGGAAUGCUUUAUCCGUUCUCACUACACAAUGAAAGGGCUAAAAAUAGAACAGGUUGCAUUCUGGGUCCAUUCAGCCUCUGGAGGAAGGGCAGCAAGUACAGAUACAGCUUCCCUCACUAUGAUCAAUAGACCAGCUUAACCUCUCGUGAUAGACGUGUAGGACAACGCACCACAGCCGGAUAGCACAAGACCCUAAAAAGUUCAAACCUCUUUUACAUUUUAACUGUUGGGAAGUACCAAAGAGAUUGUACAGCAUUCUUCUAUAUAAAUUUGAGACCUGUUUUGAAAA